Messenger RNA from Phoenix dactylifera (date palm), 1124 nucleotides. RefSeq names its product inactive leucine-rich repeat receptor-like serine/threonine-protein kinase At1g60630. The record is from RefSeq and is a predicted model, not a curated record. Gene Ontology annotation, molecular function: ATP binding; protein binding; protein kinase activity. Lineage: Eukaryota; Viridiplantae; Streptophyta; Magnoliopsida; Arecales; Arecaceae. Gene Ontology annotation, biological process: protein phosphorylation.
UGGUGUUUUGGCGGCGGGGUGGGGGAGAUGUAUAGCUUGGAGGACCUCCUGAAGGUCGCCGAGACGCUGGGGAGGGGGACGGUGGGGAGCACGUACAAGGCUGUGAUGGAGUCCGGCUUCAUUGUGACGGUGAAGCGGCUCAAGGAGACCCAGCCUGGAGUGGAGGAGUUCCGGCGACGGAUGGAGGAGCUCGGCCGCCUCCGCCAUCCCAAUCUUGUGCCUCUCCGGGCAUACUUACAGGCCAAGGAGGAGCGCCUCCUUGUCUACGAUUACUUCCCCAAUGGCAGCCUCUUCUCCCUCGUCCAUGGAUCCCGGCCCUCCGGCAGCGGUAAGCCCCUGCACUGGACAUCGUGCCUGAAGAUCGCCGAGGAUGUCGCCGCCGGCCUCCUCUACCUCCACCAAUCAUCGCCGCCCGUCGUCCAUGGCAACCUCAAGUCCUCCAACGUCCUGCUUGGUGCCGACUUCGAGUCCUGCCUCACCGACUACGGCCUCGUCCCCUUCCUCCUCCCCUCCACCGACGACGACUACCACCUCCCCGCCUCCUCCUCCCUCUUCUACCGUGCCCCCGAAACCCGCCACCCCCCGUUCCGCUCCUUCACCCCCCACUCCGACGUCUACAGCUUCGGCGUCCUCCUCCUCGAGCUCCUCACCGGCAAAACCCCCUUCCAAGACCUUGUCGAGGAGCACGGCGCAGACAUCCCCCGGUGGGUACGCUCUGUGCGCGACGAGGAGAAGGAGUCCGGGGAGGACCCGGUGUCGUCCGGGAACGAGGCGUCGGAGGACAAGCUGGCGGCACUGCUCAACGUCGCAAUGGCAUGCGCGGCGGUGGACGCAGAGCGGCGGCCGGCGACCAAGGAGGUGCUGAAGAUGAUCCGGGACGCGCGGUCGGAGGUGAUCUUGUCGUCCAACAGCAGCGACCACUCCCCAGGGCGGUGGUCGGAUACGGUGCAGGGUUUGCCACGGGAGCGUGGGCCCGAGCAUUUGAAUUUUGGAGAGCGGGAUUGAUCGAGUUUUAAAAUGAUUCUUCUCUUCAACGGCCAAGUUGUAGAAUCCCUGGAGUUGCGGUGUAAAUCUUGAGAUUUUAGAGAUUAUUCGAGAAUGGAUUCUUCCUCCCAUUUUUAUUU